Coregonus sp. 'balchen' is the source of this 9807-nucleotide messenger RNA. NCBI's taxonomy places the organism in Eukaryota, Metazoa, Chordata, Actinopteri, Salmoniformes, Salmonidae. The record is from the annotation of a GenBank genome assembly.
CGCGCGCAUCCCCCGUUUCGGUCGUGCGCGCCUCCGUUGCUGCGGAAUUCAGGGAGCUGUGGUCGGACUCUGAAGACUCCUACCCCACCUAGAGAAUAAUGAACAACAAAUUUGACGCGUGAGUAAUCAAAGCUAUUUUGAAUAUUUCGCGGACAAUGGGCGCUCCGCUGUGAAUGCAAAUUCGUUGAGCAAUUAGGCCUAUGCCUUGCUCGUGGGUGGCUUGGAGAAAAAGAGGUGUGUCCGAUCUGGUCUGCAUGCCUUGCAGGGACUGGGGGACACACGAGUGCUUGUCAUGUCCCAUCGUAGUUACGCAUUUCACAUAAUAAGAUUCAUAGUGACAACGAAUCAAUCGUUUUAUUAGGGAAUGCUUGCCCCUUCUUGCGAUUGCCCUUUUAGCGUCGAGGCCCCACGGGCCGUGGCUGAAUCCCCGACAUGCAAGUGGUUGAAAGGCAGGGGCAGGUGCGCGCAGAGUCGGCUAAAACUAUCCCCCAUGCCCCUGAUCACAUUUAGUUAUUUUGAGGAGGGACAGAUGGAGAAAGGUUUUUAUUUAGCAAAUGAUAAUACUCUAUUCAGCUUGGAAACGUUGACAGCGACAAGCAACGCUGUGUUAUGUGUAGAUUCUAACCCCGGUGCAACCACUGUUGCAAAGUGGCCACCGGCGAGGCUACAAUGUUGCACUGGCGGGUGCAUGCUUAUAAAUGUCAACACUGCACAUUCGACCACAUUGCUAGUGAGAGAUGUUGACAAGACACUGUUACUAUACACAAAUACCAAGCAAUGAAAAGCCAAUCACUUUCAGCUGACAGAACUGUGAACCAUAGUAUUCACAUUUAUACAGUGAUUAUUACAAUGUAAUAACUUAAUGCAUGUACACUGAACAAAAAUAUAAGUGCAACAUGCAACAAUUUCAAAGAUUUUACUGAGUUAGAGUUCAGAUAAGGAAAUGUAAAUUGAAAUAAAUUCAUUAGGCCCUAAUCUAUGGAUUUAACAUGACUGGGAAUACAGAUGUGCAUCUGUUGGUCACAGAUACUUCUCACAGAUACCUUUAAAAAAAAAGUAGGGGUGUGGAUGAGAACCAGUCAGUAUCUGGUGUAACCACCAUUUGCCUCAUGCAGCGCGACACCUCUCCUUCACAUAGAGUUGAUCGGGCUAUUGAUUGUGGCAUGUGGAAUGUUGUCCCACUCCUCUUCAAUGACUGUGAGAAGUUGCUGAAUAUUGGUGGGAACUGGAACACGCUGUCGUACACGUCGAUCCAGAGAAUCCCAAACAUGCUCAAUGAGUGACAUGUCAGGUGAGUAUGUAGGCCAUAGAAGAACUGGGACAUUUUCAGCUUCCAGGAGUUGUGUACAGAUCUUUGUGACAUGAGGUGAUGGCGGCGGAUGCAUGGCACGACAAUGGGCCUCAGGAUCUCAUCACGGUAUCUCUGUGCAUUCAAAUUGCCAUCGAUAAAAUGCAAUUGUGUUCGUUGUCCGUAGCUUAAGCCUGCCCAUAGCAUAACCCCACCUCCACCAUGGGUCACACGUUGACAUCAGCAAACCGCUCGCCCACACGACACCAUACAUGCUGUCUGCCAUCUGCCUGGUAAAGUUGAAACAGGGAUUCAUCCGUGAAGACACACUUCUCCAGCGUGCCAGUGGCCAUCGAAGGUGAGCAUUUUCCCACAGAAGUCGGUUACGACGCCGAACUGCAAUCAGGUCAAGACCCUGGUGAGGACAAUGAGCACGCAGAUGAGCUUCCCUGAGAUGGUUUCUGACAGUUUAUGUAGAAAUUAUUCAGUUGUGCAAACCCACAGUUUCAUCAGCUGUCCGGGUGGCUCGCAGGUGAAGAAGCCGGAUGUGGAUGUCUUGGGCUGGCGCGGUUACACGUGGUCUGCAGUUGUGAGGCUGGUUGGACGUACUGCCACAUUUUCUAAAAUGACAUUAUCGUAGAGAAAUUAACCUUAAAUUAUCUGGCAACAGCUCUGGUGGACAUUCCUGCAGUCAGCAUGCCCAUUGCACGCUCCCUCAGAACUUGAGACAUCUGUGGCAUUGUAUUGCGUGUAUUGCGUCCCCAGCACAAGGUGCACAUGUGUAAUUAUCAUGCUGUUUAAUCAGCUUCUUGAUAUGCCACACCUGUUAGGUGGAUGGAUUAUCUUGGCAAAGGAGAAAUGCUCAAUAACAGGGAUGUAAACAAAUAUGUGCAUACAUUUUUAGAGAAAUAAGCUUUUUAUGUGUAUGGAAAAUGUCUGGGAUCUUUUAUUUCAGCUCAUGAAACAUGGGACCAUCACUUUACAUGUUGCAUUUAUAUUUUUGUUCAGUGUAGUAACUAAUAUAUUACAAUAACCUAGUUAGAUAAGACUAUUCAAAGUGUAUGCUCAACAAGGACCUUCAUUGUUGUAAGUAAUUACUGUUCAAUAUCAUACUUUGCUUAUGUGUAUGAGUACAGAAUUUGUGUGGAUGAUAGAUUAGUCUUGUCAUGAUGUCCCAUUGUAUUUUUGACAAGGUUCUGUACAGUAUCUUAUGGUCUUGUUCUCCUCACUGACUAGAUAUCCCCUUUCCCUUUCCUCUCGUCUAUAUAUUCUGUCUAUGCUGUUUAUCCUCUAUAUAUACUGUCUGUAUACUGUUUAUCCUCUAUAUAUUUAGUCUGCAUUCAGUUUAUUAUCUCACCAGGUCAAAUUCCUGUUGUAUGUAAAUGCACCUGGCGAAUAAAGGAAAUUCUGAUUUUGAUUCUGUGUGUUCAGUCUGAAAGAUGAUGACAGUGGGGACCACGACCAGGAUCAAGGCUCACAGAAAGACUGUGAGAAGGAAAAAAAUGACAAUGACGAGGACAAUGAUCAGAACAUUGCCAAGAAGGUGUGUGUGUCGCUCAAAUAUAAUGCUACAGUAUGUAUCGUUUGUUAUGCUUUCUAAAUUAGAUCCAUUAUAGAUGUGUUGGCACAGUUUGUUAGAGCCAGGGCCAGACUACUGCAUUUGGGGCCCCGGGGCACCACCCCACAACCCAAAAAAGAAAAUAUAUAUAUGUGACCGACCUGUCUCGAAAAGGUCUUAUGUAGCAAAAUUAGAAAUUGUGUUUUUAACAUUGGAUAAAAGUAGAGAUUCAGAACUCGAAAUUGGUAUAUCGUACACUACAGUUGAGGAACAAUGGGAAAGUAAUUCUGCUUUGAAAAUUGAUUAACUUGUAACCCCACUUUUGAGAAAAUGGCACUUGAAUGUUUUGGUACACCUACAGGAGAGCUCUUCUAUGUCUACACCCAUUCACCAUCGUUCACACCCUCUUAAGCCUUAACCCCACCCAUCUCUUUAAGGAUUCACAUGUGAGGCCAUGUGCUAAACAGAGUGAGUACGGUAGUGGACUAAACAACCAAAGAUUUCAAGACUGAAGGUUGGUUUAUACUACGUCUAUCGACAUGCCUGUAGACAGUUGUCGCAGUGACAUCAUGAAUAUUCUAUUGUCGUCCGACAUCAAACUUGUCGUUGUCGUUAUGAAAAAGUAUAAACACAAAAACGACAGGCUGCAUGACAUCAGCAGCCUGGUGAUCCAAAAUAGCAUAACUUGUGUAUUUUAACACCAAUAAACCCAUCCGUUUAAAAAUGAAUUUAGUAUAUGUCAAUCUAGCAAACCAGACAACUAAAAGCAACUUUGUAAACAAUGUUUUGGUUAGUUUCUAGCUUGUUAGCUAGCUAACGUUAACCAUAUCAUAUAGCUGACAACAUCUUAGCUUGAGCUAAUUAGUAUUAGUUAUUACAGGAAAAUAAACUCACAACAAGAUCAUUAUUUACAAGUUAAUGGCGAGCGAAUUACAGAAAAUAGCUUACAGUUGAGUGUGACAAAAUAAAAGCAGAGCAUUCUACCGGAGAAUUUUAGAACAUGGACACUGUCUCGUUGGCCUAUCGUUAUAUCCUAAUUUGACUUUGGUGCAGGUCAUGUUUUUCUUCACAUUACCGUCUCUGGUUAACACUAUAUCAUUAUAUCAAAUAAAAUCAAAGUUUAUUUGUAACAUGCACAGGAUACAGUAGGUGUAAACGGUACAGUGAAAUGGUUACUUGCAUAGUGGAGUCUUUUGUUUAGACAUGUAGCUAGCUAGCUAGCUAAACAAUUAACCAUAAUCCCAACUCAUAACAUUACUACCCUGCAUGAAUCUGCUGGUAGCUAAAGCUAACCAACUAGCUAGGUUCAAUGUUAGCUAGCUAGCUAACAUUAGGCUGUAACUAGUAAUGCAAAUGGUUCUGAGAUACGAAUAAUAUUACUACAGAGAUCAUACACGUAACGUUAGCUAGCGAGCCAGCCAGCUAACGUUAGCUAGCUAGCUAGCUAGCUAGCUAACAGUACGCUUUAACUUGCAAUGAAAACAACUUUCUGACAAAAUUAGAAACGUAUAAUAUCUGAAAAUGUAGCUAGCUAGACUCUCUUACCUGUAUACAUGGAUGAACCCUUCUCCCUCUCUGUCACGGAUUCCAUGGUUGCCCUUAGUUUGAAGAUGUAAUCCGGAGACAAGUGUUUUAUACAACAGCAUUCUUCUUUGUGUUCUCUUUUCGAUUCCCUCCGCAUUAUUUGCAAUCAAACGGCAGAAUGUUCUCCAUCUCCUUAGCUAUCAUACUCUGCUUCCACCGGGAAUUCCACUGAUUUCAAAACUCUGUCCUCCAGAAAGUGGAGAGCAUUAGCAACACUUAUGCAGUUCUUCAUGAUAUUUUUCAAAAAAGCUGCGUUAGAAAUGAUUACCUACACAUAGUGAGCAGCUCAUGUUAUAGACAGAAGCGUGCUACAUGGCAGACAAAUCCGAACUCAUCUCUCGGCAUCUCCAGCCUAUCCAUUAUCUCAGCCAAUCAUGGCGGGAAGGUUCCUGUCUUUUUCUGUGGCUAAACCAACUAGGCUCGUAAUUUAACAAUUUUAAUCGUAUUUACAGAUGGCAUACACGUUUGUUAUUAAGGCCCAUGAAAGUUCACAUGUUCCAGAAGGCAUUUCUGCCAAAAAACUCAUUUUUAUAAAAAAUAAAUGUUUUAUGUUCGAAUGCCUCUCCUGUGAAGUAGUGACGCUGUGAAACUAGUCACAUAUUUUUUAUUUUUUUGAAAACAGCUAACUUCCUCUAUUUCAACACAUUUUGCCAUGGGGCAGAGAGAAAAAUGUGCAGUUUUAAAAUGCUAUUCUACACAUUUUGUCAUGAGGCUGACAGAAAAUAUUGCAUUUUUAAAGCUAAUUUCCUGCAAUUCUACACAUUUUGCCAUGAAGCUGAGAGAAAAUGUUACAGUUUUAAAGCAAAUUUCCUGCAAUUCAACACAUUUUGCCAUUGCUUAUGACCCUGGAGGUUGGGGGCCCCAGUGCACGUGCCCUUUAGGUAAUCUGGCCCUGGAUGGAGCACAAUGUUUAUAACUGAACUUCAAGCUUUAUGAGUACAAUUCCUGCCUCAUAUAGUGUACUGAAUAGAGGAGUUACCGUGCCUUCAGAAAAUGUUCAUACCCCUUGACUUAUUCCACAUUUUGUUGUGUUACAGCCUGAAUUCCAAAUGGAUUAAAUAUAUUUUUUCUCUCACCCAUCUACACACAAUACCCCAUAAUGACAAAGUGAAAACAUGUUUUUAGAAAUUUUAGCAAAUUUAUUGAAAAUGAAAUACAGAAAUAUCUAAUUUACAUAAGUAUUCACACCCUUGAGUCAAUACUUUGUAGAAACACCUUUGGCAGUGAUUACAAUUGUGAGUCUUUCUGGGUAAGUCUCUAAGAGCAUUCCACACCUGGAUUGUGCAACAUUUGCCCAUUAUUAUUUUCAAAAUUCUUCAAACUCUGUUAAAUUGGUUGUUGAUCAUUGCUAAACAACCAUUUUCCGGUGUUGCCAAAGAUUUUCAAGUAGAUUUAAGUCAAAACUGUAACUUGGAACAUUCGCUGUCUUCUUGGUAAGCAACUCCAGUGUAGAUUUGGCCUUGUGUUUUAGGUUAUUGUCCUGCUGAAAGGUGAAUUCAUCUCCCAGUGUCUGGUGGAAAGCAGACUGAACAAGGUUUUACUCUAGGAUUUUGCCUGUGCUUAGCUCCAUUCCGUUUAUUUAUUAUCCUGAAAAACUCCACAAGCAUACCCAUAACAUGAUGCAGCCCCCACUAUGCUUGAAAAUAUGGAGAGUGGUACUCAGUAAUGUGUUGUAUUGUAUUUGCCCCAAACAUAACACUUUGUAUUCCGGAGAAAAAGUUAACUGCUUUGCCACAUUUUUUGCAAGAUGCCUUUAGUGCCUUGUUGCAAACAGAAUGCAUGUUUUGGAAUAUUUUUAUUCUGUACAUGCUUCCUUCUUUUCACUCUGUCAAUUAGGUUAGGUAUUGUGGAGUGACUACAAUGUUGUUGAUCCGUUCUCAGUUUUCUCAUAUCACAGCCAUUAAACUCUGUAACUGUUUUAAAGUCACCAUUGGCCUCAUGGUGAAAUCCCUGAGUGGUUUCCUUCCUCUCCGGCAACUGAGUUAGGAAGGACGCCAGUAUCUUUGUAGUGACUGGGUGUAUUGAUACACCAUCCAAAGUGUAAUUAAUAACUUCACCAUGCACAAAGGGAUAUUCAAUGUCUGUUUGUUUUUUACCCAUCUACCAAUAGGUGCCCUUCUUUGCAAGGCAUUUAUAAACCUCCCUGGUCUUUGUGGUUGAAUCUAUGUUUGAAAUUCACUGCUCGACUGAGGGACCUUACAGAUAAUUGUAUGUGUGGGGUACAGAGAUUAGGUAGUCAUAAAAAUAUUAUGUUUAACACUAUUAUUGCACAGAGUUAAUCCAUGCAACUUAUUAUGUGACUUGUUAAGCACAUUUUUACUCCUGAACUGAUUUAGGCAUGCCAUAACAAAGGGGUUUAAUACUUAUUGACUCAAGACAUAUCAGCUUUUCAUUUUUUAUUAAUUAGCAAAAAUUUCGAAAAAAUAUAAUUCCACUUUGACAUAAUGGGAUAUUGUGUGUAGGCCAGUGAUAAAAAAUAUACAUUUAAUACAUUUUUUAUUCAGGCUGUAACACAACAAAAUAUGGAAAAAGUCAAGGGGUGUGAAUACUUUCUGAAGGCACUGUAAGUGUGAAUCACUUUAGGAUAAAAGUGCCUGCUAAAUGACCAUAUCAUAUCAUGUCUGUCUCUGCUCUGUUGGUCAGAUUGCAGUUCCAGGGGUAGGAGAGCACCCCCUCCAGUAUAACUACUCCUUCUGGUACUCCAGACGCACCCCCGGCCGGCCUGCCAGCACCCAGAGCUACGAAUCCAACAUCAAACAGAUCGGCAGCUUCGCCUCGGUCAGUCCCUAUUGGGAACCAUUGUUCUUUGCCUUUCACCUUUGCAGGUUCUAGACUCAUAAAUAGGUUCUAGACUCUGCUGAUCUAGUUUAGUAUGGUUCUAGACUAAAUCUGUCCUCUGGUCCACCAGGUGGAGCAGUUCUGGCGUUUCUACAGUCACAUGAUCCGUCCGGGCGACCUGACGGGCCACAGCGACUUCCACCUUUUCAAGGAAGGUAUCAAACCCAUGUGGGAGGUGGGUAGCAAAGAUGGUGGAUAAAUGAAGAUAGUUCACUCAGGCCGUUUACCAUUGAAAAAAAUGGUCAGUUCCUGUCUACUUAAGGGGGUAGCUCUCCCAUAGACACAAAUGCAAUAGCAGCUAGGUCUUGUCUACUUAGUUCAUUGACUUUCAUUGAAACAGAAAAAAAUGGGGGAGUGGGAUGUCUCGCUUCCUGUAUUCUUUGGAUCUAUCCUUACCUUAAUGAGCUCACUCAACUAACCCUAGAUCACUGUCUUGACCUGUUCAUAGUGUUAUACCAUUACCAGGGUUGUAUUCAUCAGGCAGCAAACAUUGCAAAAUGUUUUGUUUCGGUGUGCCCUAAUGACUAUGACCCAUUUGUUUCCUGCUUAAUGCCCAUGUCUUUUUUUCUCUCUGUGUCUCUCUAGGACGAUGCUAAUAAGCUAGGAGGGAAGUGGAUCAUCCGGCUGAGGAAGGGCCUGGCGUCUCGUUGCUGGGAGAACCUGAUUCUGGCCAUGCUGGGGGAACAGUUCAUGGUGGGGGAGGAGAUCUGUGGCGCUGUGGUGUCUGUACGCUUCCAGGUACACACAUACAUAGAGACAGACGCGCAAGCGCAAACACACACACAGGCACGCAUGCGCACACACACACACACACACGGCUAAACACUCACUCACUCACUCACUCACUCACUCACUCACUCACUCACUCACUCACUCACUCACUCACUCACUCACUCACUCACUCACUCACUCACUCACUCACUGUUCCAGUGUCUAUUGUUGCCAACACCAGGCUUCCCUCAUGUCUUUCCUCCAGGAGGACAUCAUCUCCAUCUGGAACAAGACAGCCAGUGACCAGGCCACCAUUACCCGGAUCAGAGACACUCUACGUAGGGUCCUCAACCUACCCCCCAACACCAUCAUGGAGUACAAGACACACACCGACAGCAUCAAGUAAAUACACACACACAAACACUGAGCUAAUUCCUGAGCUACUAGGCUUUAGCUCAGUAGGCUAACACAGUCUGUGAUACCUGGGGGGUUCUGUCUGUUCUCAGGGCCUGGGAGGACUUCCAUGGUCUGGUGAACGCUGUUGGUGGUCGCUAGUCUCUAAAGCUUUGAGUUUCUGCCAAGGGUAGGAGCUGCUAUGUCUUAAUUCAUAUUCCUACAUGCACACACUGGCCUUAUGUUCUCACUUCUGUUGUGUCUCUGUGCAUGGAAAUCAUGGCACUAGUAAUCAUCAGUACUAUUAUCAGUACUACUGUAUUACUACGCUAGUAGCCAAUUAUAGGAACUGAGUGUUUCAAUAGCCUAACUGUUUAUGUUUGUCUCUCUCAUAUCUCUAGAUUUGUGUGUGGUGUCCGGAGGAAUAAUACCUUUUUAAGGAUCAGUACUGUUUUACAUGGCGACAGCGAGAGAGAUAGAGGGAGCGAAAGAGAGCGAGAUAAAGAGAUGGAGGACAGUGGCACAAAGAGCAUUCCUUCCUUUCUAUGGCUCAUGGAACCCAUUCGAACUUAACUGAAAAAGAAAAUCCACUGUACGGAACACGGAACCAAGCUGUCGGUUGGUUGGGGCUUUUUAUCUGCCUGUUAGUCAGAGAUGAAUGAAACCUCAGUGGAUGUAUUUUUUCUCCAAGCUACACUGUCCCUGAUCUGCCAACAGAGGGAGACUGUGCGACAAGCAUUUGGUGAUUUGGCCAAUGACUGUUGACAGAAGAAUCUUCUAACAGAAUAUUAAAUGUUAAAACCAAACCCUUGCUAUAAAUAGGUAUAUACAGUAUAUUCAUCAUUGUGUAGCACAAUCACAGUUCCCUCUGGUCGAGUUUUAAAUGUACAGCAGAGAAAAUGUAUCCGUUUUUUUUUUAACUCUGAAACUAAACAGGGUUGCAGGUGGAAGUUAUUUUAUUAUAGUGCAGUAUUUUAACUACAAUGCCUCUAGUCAUUUAAACUAGAACUAUUAUUGCGUACAAAAAUAUAUUUCUAGAAAAAAACUAUGUCCUUUUGAGAAAUCUAUUUACUUAACGAGAAUCAAGAACUUCUUUACCUUUGACCAGGAUGUUUUCAACCCAAAGGAUGGGGACCAUCCUAAAGGGGGACUGCGGGUAACGUGAAACGGCCUCUUUAGAAUGGACUACCUAGCUGCCUAUAUCACUGUGCCUGGCCUCGAGCCUGACCCAACCCAGAUUAAACAUUCAAAAUGCCUUUCAAGUUCCCACAGUGAAGAUGGACAAAACAUUACAACUUGAACAACACUGUAAUAAUGUUGUAACAAUGUUGUAACAAUGUUAUCUGUGACAUAACAUCAUCUCUCCAGUGUUGGUGGUAGCCUGGGUGCCAGUCUGUUUCUGCUCUCUUGCCAACUCCUUAUGGAAUUGACAUGC